AUGUUACAUGGCCGUAACUGGGUCUUUCAGCAAGACAAUGACCCAAAACACACCUCACGAGAUGUUCGGCGUGACUUGGAAGAACGUCUUCCAAGACGGGUUCUUUCUUGGCCUUCAUACAGCCCGGACCUGAAUCCUAUUGAGAAUGUAUGGGCCAUUUUAAAGAGAAAAGAAUGGGACGAUCUUGACAAUAAUGUGUUACUUCGGUGCAUUGAAAGCAUGCCAAACCGAAUUCAAGCAUGCAUCGAUGCACAAGGAGGCCAUACAAAAUAUUAA
Molecule: messenger RNA, 276 nt
Organism: Entrophospora candida
Lineage: Eukaryota; Fungi; Glomeromycota; Glomeromycetes; Entrophosporales; Entrophosporaceae
Source: the annotation of a GenBank genome assembly